GACAAUUACGAUGGCGUGCUGCUGCAGCGGGAACAGGCCGCCUUGUUCGGGCAAGGGAGCCACAUGGGCGCUGCCCCACAUACCCGCGAUCGGGGCUUUCUUGACGGCAAUCAUUCACAAAAGUCACCACGGCGGGCCAGCAAUGCGUCUCGGUGCAACACCACGCCCCCCCUGCUACCAUGGAAAAGAUUACGGAUAAGAUCAAUGCGCUGCCCGGUGGCGCAAACUACUUCUCGCUCGAGUUCUUCCCGCCCAAGACGGCCAUGGGCUUCGCGAACCUUUCGUCCAGACUCGAGCGCAUGGCGCAGGCGCUGAGGCCGCUAUUCGUGAACGUAACGUGGGGCGCGGGCGGCUCGACGGCGACCAAGUCGCUCGAGCUGGCCGAGAUAUGCCAGCGCCAGCUGGGCCUCACGACAUGUCUGCACCUGACGUGCACCAACAUGAGCCGCAAGCUCGUCGACGAGGCGCUCGAGCACGCGCGCGCGCUGGGCAUCCGCAACAUCCUGGCGCUGCGGGGCGAUGCGCCGCGGAGCGAGGAAUACAGGGACGAGGGCCAGCUGCCCGAGGACGACUCGAACAAGGACUUCACGUGGGCGGUGGAUCUCGUGCGGUACAUCCGCAAGCAGUACGGCGACUACUUCUGCAUAGGCGUCGCAGCUUAUCCCGAGGGCCACUCGGACCAGAGCCACCCCGAGGCGCAGGAUCCCAAGUUCGACCUCCCGUACCUGGUGGAGAAGACGCAGGCUGGCGCCGACUUCCUCAUGACGCAGCUCUUUUUCGACGUGGAUGCGUAUGACAAGUUCGAGACGAUGCUGAGGGAACACGAGAGCGGCGCGUUUACGACGAUUCCCAUCAUUCCUGGCCUGCUGCCGAUCCAGUCGUACCAGAUCCUCAAUCGCGUUUCGAAACUCUCGCAUGCGAGGAUCCCCGCGGACAUCGUGGCUCGUCUGGACGCUGUGAAAGGCGACGACGAGCUGGUCAAGCAGGUGGGCAUAAAGGUGCUGAGCGAGAUCGUGGACCAUCUGAAAGCACGGCCCAGCCCCACGAGAAGAGGGUUCCACUUCUACACCUUGAACUUGGAAAAGGCUGUCUCACAUAUCGUCGAAAGCUGCCACCUGAUACCACAGCCGCUCGACGAUGACGACGACGCCAUCGAGCUCACCCCUGGCGCCGACCUCCAACCCCCGGAAGGUGCACUGCGGACCAAAGACAGACGACGGUUAUCGUCAGUCAACUCUGAUCCGCGGAAUCGCGUCAUAAUAUCCAAAUCCUCCCACAGCAAGUCGAGCAAUGCCUCCUACGGAGUCCCCGAAGACGAAGCAGGCAUCCCCCAGGGUCCCGUCACUACCCGCGCCAACACGCUCGCCAUCUCCGAAGGCGAAGGCUCUCUCGGACGCGAAGCAACCUGGGACGACUUCCCCAACGGCCGCUGGGGCGACGCGCGGUCUCCCGCCUUCGGCGAGAUAGACGGAUACGGGCCCACGCUGCACGUCUCGACGCCCCAAGCGCUCAAGCUCUGGGGCCAUCCCGUCGACAAAGACGACAUCUCGAAGCUGUUCCGCCGACACAUCGAGGGCGACCUUGAGGCCAUACCGUGGAGCGAGCAGGGCCUCUCUCCCGAGACCAGCACAAUCGCGAAGGAGCUACUUGCUCUCAACGCAAAGGGUUGGUGGACCGUCGCCUCGCAGCCCGCGGUCAACGGACUCAAAUCCACCGACCCUGUUUUCGGCUGGGGCCCCAAGAACGGCCUCGUCUUCCAGAAGCCCUUUGUAGAGUUCUUCCUCCCCGCUGCCGACUGGGCGAAGCUGCAGCCCCGGCUUCAGGCGCACGACCAGGUGACGUACUUUGCGUCCAAUGCAGCAGGUGACUUUGAAGCCAGCAACGAAGAAGGCGUCAAUCCCGUUACCUGGGGCAGUUUCACCGGCAAGGAGAUUGUGACGCCGACCAUCAUCGAGGCGGUGAGUUUUAGGAGCUGGUGCGAGGAGGCGUGGAGUAUAUGGCGCGAGUGGCAGCGGAUUUACGCACCCCGGACGGAGACGAGCAAACUGUUGGGAGAGAUGAGGCGGGAUUUGUGGUUGGUGAAUAUUAUUUGGGGGGAUUAUGUGGAGGGAGAGGGACUAUGGAGGUUUUUGAUGGAGGAGUAGCACAUGCAAGGGUGGUAGGAACAAGAAUACGAGUACUAAGAGAGAAG
This is a messenger RNA of Paraphaeosphaeria sporulosa, 2191 nucleotides long. Its product is annotated as methylenetetrahydrofolate reductase 2. Gene Ontology annotation, biological process: tetrahydrofolate interconversion. Gene Ontology annotation, cellular component: cytosol. Gene Ontology annotation, molecular function: FAD binding; methylenetetrahydrofolate reductase [NAD(P)H] activity. The record is from RefSeq and is a predicted model, not a curated record. NCBI's taxonomy places the organism in Eukaryota, Fungi, Ascomycota, Dothideomycetes, Pleosporales, Didymosphaeriaceae. The transcript is spliced from 2 exons. Bases 180 to 2144 code for a protein of 654 amino acids.